Molecule: messenger RNA, 823 nt
Organism: Perognathus longimembris pacificus (Pacific pocket mouse)
Lineage: Eukaryota; Metazoa; Chordata; Mammalia; Rodentia; Heteromyidae
Gene: Gfra4
Product: GDNF family receptor alpha 4
Exons: 6
Coding region: 1-804 (267 amino acids)
Biological process (GO): nervous system development
Cellular component (GO): signaling receptor complex; external side of plasma membrane
Molecular function (GO): glial cell-derived neurotrophic factor receptor activity
Source: RefSeq, a predicted model, not a curated record
AUGGCCUGCUGUUUGGGGUCUGUGCAGCUGCUGCUGCUGCUGCUGCUGGGGUCCUCGAGCUCCGCGGAACAAAACCACUGCUUGGACGCGGCCGAGGCGUGCACAGCAGACGCGCAGUGCCAGCGGCUGCGCACCGAGUACGUAACCCAAUGCCUGGCUCGGUCUGCAUCCGGUGACUGUCACCUUGCCCGCUGCCACCGCGCCCUGCGCCGCUUCUUCUCCCGCGGGCCGCUCGCGCUCACCCACGCGCUGCUCUUCUGCCAGUGCACUGGCACCGAGUGCGCCGAGCGCCGGCGCCAGACCUUCGUGCCAGCCUGCGCCUUCGUCGGGUCCAACCCAUCGCCGCCCUCCUGCCUGGAGAUCUUGGAGACCUGCGAACUCAGCCCAGUCUGCAGACCUCGCCUCCUUGCCUUCCAAGCCUCCUGCGCCCCAGCCCCAGAUGUCUGCCUGCAAGACCAGGGCCCCCGCUGUCUGCGCGCCUACGCAGGCCUCGUGGGCACGGCUGUCACCCCAAACUACGUGGACAAUGCAAGCGCGCGCGUGGCGCCCUGGUGCGACUGUGGAGUCAGCGGGAACAGGCGCGAAGACUGCGAAAGUUUCCGGGGACUCUUUACAAGGAACCGCUGCUUGGAUGGUGCCAUUCAAGCCUUUGACAGCAGGUGGCCCUCAGUCCUGCAGAAACAGCUGGACUCCCAUCAGGAUCCGGGGUAUAGCCUCCUACAGACCUCCUCUGCCGACCAGUCCCUGGAGGGGAGCUCCCUGCUGGCCAGUCUCUCUGUCCUGGCUCUCAAGGCUCUGUUUUGACUAAGACCACACACCUGGG